AUGCUGAAGAACAUUGCCCUCGGCCUGUUGGCCGCUCAGAGUGCCGCGGCGAUGCGGUUUGCCAUGUAUAUUGACGAAUACCAUACUGCCGACCUUCCUGGUGCCAAUCAGACAGGAAACAUUGAUCACGCGAUCAUGGCCUUCGCCCCGACGAACAUCUUCAAUUCCAACUCUGCUCCCUCAUUCACCCCAUUCGAGCCAGUGGACACCAUGCGCAAUCGCUUUGGUCCCGAUACCAAGCUGAUGAUUGCCAUUGGUGGCUGGGGUGACACUGCUGGCUUCUCCGAUGGAGCCAAGGACGAUACGACCCGUCAGCGCUUCGCGAAGAACGUCGCCUCGGUGCUUGAUGCCAACGGCUUUGACGGUGUUGAUAUCGACUGGGAGUAUCCCGGCGGCAAUGGUCAGGACUAUAAGCAAGUCCCCAACUCCGACAAGGUCAGCGAGAUCGACACCUACCCCAAGUUCCUGGCUGCUAUUCGCGAGGCUAUCGGUAACAAGACCCUCUCCAUCGCCGUCCCGGGCCGUAGGCAGGACAUGAUUGCCUUCACCCAGGAGAAGGCGUCCGAGAUCUUCAUGUCUGUCGAUAUGGUCAACGUUAUGAGUUACGACCUGAUGAACCGCCGCGACAACGUGACUGCUCACCACACUAGUGUUGCAGGGUCCCUCGAUACCGUCCAGGCAUAUCUUGAUUUGGGUCUUGAGCCUGAGAAGAUCAACUUGGGCUUUGCCUACUACGCUAAGUGGUUCACCACGGACCCUAACUCCGACUGCAAGGACCACCCGAUCGGCUGCAAUGUUGUCAAGCUCGAGAAUGACGAUGGUAGUGACACUGGCAAGUCUGGUGCUUUUACCUUUGAGAAGGGCGUGAUGGAUCCUCCCCCCGCAGACCUUAAGACUUCUUAUAAUGGCAAGUGUGGCUAUUCGGAGGGCUCCAAGUGUCCCGAUGGAUCGUGCUGCAGUGCUUACGGCAACUGCGGUACCGGCGACGACUUUUGCAUGGCGGGCUGCCAGUCCGACUACGGCACUUGCAAGGGCAUCUCGAUCACUGACUCUUGGCGACGCGCUGAGAAAGACGGCCAGACCGACGAGGAGGCCGGUGGCCAAUACUACUGGGAUGAAGAGACCAACCUCUUCUGGACCUGGGAUACUCCGGACCUUAUUACUCGCAAGUUCCAGGACAUCGUUAACUCCAAGAGCCUGGGUGGUGUCAUGGCCUGGUCACUGGGCGAGGAUACCUACCAGUUUGCCCAUCUUGAUGCUAUGCAGAAGGGCGUCGAAGACUCUACCCAGCAAACUACCGAUGAGUAG
Molecule: messenger RNA, 1308 nt
Organism: Penicillium canariense
Lineage: Eukaryota; Fungi; Ascomycota; Eurotiomycetes; Eurotiales; Aspergillaceae
Exons: 4
Coding region: 1-1308 (435 amino acids)
Biological process (GO): carbohydrate metabolic process; chitin catabolic process
Cellular component (GO): extracellular region
Molecular function (GO): chitinase activity; chitin binding
Source: RefSeq, a predicted model, not a curated record